This is a messenger RNA of Lepisosteus oculatus (spotted gar), 3508 nucleotides long. Its product is annotated as retinol dehydrogenase 8. Gene Ontology annotation, biological process: estrogen biosynthetic process. Gene Ontology annotation, molecular function: estradiol 17-beta-dehydrogenase [NAD(P)+] activity. Gene Ontology annotation, cellular component: cytosol; cytoplasm. The record is from RefSeq and is a predicted model, not a curated record. NCBI's taxonomy places the organism in Eukaryota, Metazoa, Chordata, Actinopteri, Semionotiformes, Lepisosteidae.
AGAGAGAGGCAGAGUGAGAUAAGUGAGGAGCGAGGGAAAGAGAGGAGGAAGCUGGGACUGUUACUUCAUGAACUCUCCUCUUCCUGCAGUGGAGUCGCUCGCUCUACAGACACUGCGGCGGUGGCGCUCUGUCCCGGGACCCGACUGUGACUCCUGCAGAGACAGACUCCGCUCCUUCCAUCCACACACUGACAAGCUUAACAAGUACCUAACGGCGGUGGUGCUCAGCCUGUGGGGACCCGAGUCACGGCAGCCCUGGUCCAGUCCAGGUUUUACCGGCUCCUGCCUGCUGGAUGUCCACAGCUGCCUUACUUGGAGGGGAACGGCGCACAAAGACGAGGAGUUACCAAUAUCAACAUCCCCACAUCCAAUCAUACCCUCAGAGCUGGUGAAUCCUGAAAUGGGUCAAACUGCUGUGCGCCGGGAGUCUGUGUCCGCGCGGACACCACACAGGGACGGUGCCUGUUUCUCAGACGUCCGGGACACUGACCCCCAGGCUAACAUCUCCCAUUUUGGCAGGGCAGGGCUUCAUAAGGACACCUUUGCCAGCGCACUUUGAAAACGCAAACGCAAAGGAAAAACCCGGACAACCGUGUCUCAGCUACCGGCCACCUCUCGCCUCUCUCCCCCAGUGCACUCCACACCGCUUGCAACAGCAAAAGAAAAAAAAGCAAAAAAUAAAAGGUGGAGGGUCAUUUCCUUACCCCCACCCCCCAGGGAGACCUACAGUAGCCAUGACUACACUACAGCCGUCCAGGGGUGCCGGUGUUGCCAGGCGACAGACCCGGGCCCUGCCGGGGUGUCCGGCCUGCCUAUUCCCUGUGCAGCUCAGCCCGAGGGAUACAGUCCUCGUAACAGACAGGCGCCCGGGGUAUCUGACGUGCGCCCACAAGCGCGGUGACCCGAACUGGGGUCAGUGCGUGUGCGCCUCUGGAGAUGGACUGAGAGGGGCGGUUUAACGAUGUGACACUUCGGUAGGGGCAGUCGAACCCCGGCUGAGGAGAUCAGCGCUCCGGGUGGUGAGCGAUUUCAGUUCGAUUCCCCGUGACCCGGUCACAGGGGGCACGCUGUCCGUCCCGGGCUCUCCAGGAAGAGACUCCUGCUUUUCUGGAGGAUGAGGAGGGGCGCUGAUAGCCGGUAGCUUCCUUUCCCGGACCAGACCCUGCAGAGGAAGCAGGAACAGGGGUUGCAGUCCCACAUAGGCAUCCAGCAGGGCGGCGCCAUGGCAUGCAAGACCGUGCUGGUAACAGGCUGCUCCUCGGGGAUUGGGCUAGCUGUGGCCGUACGUCUGGCCAAGGAUGAGCUGAAGAGGUUCAAAGUGGUGGCCACCAUGAGGGAUCUGGACCGCAGAGGCCCGCUGGAGCAGGCGGCAGGGAGCGCCCUGAACCGGACCCUGGAGAUCAAGGAGCUGGACGCCUGCAGCGAGGACUCCAUCAGGAGCUGUGUGGACAGCAUCCCCUCCCGCCAGGUGGACAUCCUGGUGAACAACGCGGGCGUGGGCAUGAUCGGCCCGCUGGAGUGCCAGAGCAUCGGCGCCAUGCAGCGGCUGUUCGACACCAACUUCUUCGGGCUGGCGCGCCUGGUGAGGGAGGUGCUGCCGGACAUGAAGAGGCGUCAGGACGGGCACAUCGUGGUGAUGAGCAGCGUCAUGGGCAUCCAGGGUCUUCUCUUCAACGACGUUUACUCCGCCUCCAAGUUCGCGGUGGAGGGUUUCUGCGAGAGCCUGGCGGUGCAGGCCCUCAAAUUCAACAUCAGGAUGAGCCUGAUCGAGCCCGGGCCGGUCAUCACGGAGUUCGAGAAGAAGGUCUACGAGGAAGCGGACGGCAUGGACCUGGCGGGCACCGACGAGGAGACGGCCAGGAUAUUCCGGCAGGUCUACCUCCCGUACUCGCGGAAGAUCUUCGCCGCGCUGGGGCAGACCCCCGAGGAGAUCGCAGAGCAAACAUUCCAGGUGAUCACGGCCGACAGCCCCCCCUUCCGGCUGCAGACCAACCGCCUCUACACCCCCCUGACGACGCUGAAGCACGCCGACCCCAGCGGGCGCCUGCCCCUGGACGCCUUCUUCAAGAUGGUCUUCAAGCACGACCGCGUCUUCAGCGCCAGCCUGGGCUUCCUCCGGCUCCUGCGCGGGCGUGGCGCCAAGAAAGCCUGUUGAGACAGCGGGAUGGGUGGGGGGGGGGGGGGGGGAUGUUGGGGCGCGGGCAUGUCGCCUCACUCUCAUCACUCGGGCACGCCCCCUCCCGCCUCCUUCACCACGGGCCCGGAUCUGUCCCGCAGCGUCCAGCCGGAAUCGCAGGGAUAAUCGGAGCGAGCCCUGUGUCGGCUGGGCCGGGGCCGGGGCCGGGGCCGGGGCCGGGCCCCCACCACGGCUCCUUCCCUCUGGUCUUCAAAGGCCGCAGUCCUGCUGGGCUGUUCCUAAAGCGCCGCCUGCCGCGCCCUCGCCAGCCUCGAUGUUUCGGAAUGGUGGUUCAAUCACGUCGAACAAGAGAAGCGUUAGCGAGAGGAACAGGCCUCUCAGCACGCCUGUCCAGUUUGCUACGCGGUUCUGCGAUGGCACCGCGGCCCCGGUCACCCCCGCCUCCAGAGCUGAUCCGUGCCAUUGGAGGAACACCGGAUUCUAACAGGUGUCCAGAAAAGCGUGCCGCGCACCUAAAAGAGGGAGUUCCUUCAGUCUGUCACUGGAACCCAUCUGGCCAAACCGCAGGGCCCAGCCUUCACCACCGAGCACCCGUCUCCACAACUAGAAGCUCGUCGCCGAGGGUGAGCCGAGGGUGGCGUAGUGAGCGGGCCCCUGAUGAAACCGCCCCUCUGCUGUCCCUGGUCCGGUUUGCUGCCAGGAUCCUGUUUACUAGAUCAGGACGUAUCAAGAACAGCAGGGGAAAAAAACAAAACAAAGCUUUUUGCUGCGGGACGUGUAGGUUGAAAAGCUGCUGCCCUGGCCUCAAGCUGCCGUGGUCUGGUCCGGUCCGGUGGACGUCUAGGAAUGGGUUCUGGUCCGGUCCGCUCCUUGUGCCGAUUCCACCAGUCUGCGUCUGCCGCCGGCUUGUCAGGUCGCCUGGAAGCAGCGAUGGUCUGGGACACGUGGCCCCGUGGGAACUGGAGCCCUUCAGGACAGGAAGUUCUGUGGAUUUUCCCCAAGAUUUUCCACAGAGGCUGGACUACCGAAAACAGAGCUAGAGUUUUCUUACAGGCUUGCCCAAGUACAAAGUUAGGUCAAUCAAUAAAUUAAAACGUCAGUAGUGCGUGAUGACUGACCACAGGUUUACAUGUUAGAGGUUUAAGUUUAUUUUCAGUGGGCCUGGCCAUUAAACUGCAGACAUUAGACGUUUUAAAAUAAUUGUGCUUUCUUGACAUUGCACAGGAUUCUAGGUACUCUUUUGCAGUAUAAUCCAUGACUCCUUGUUAGAACUGUGUUGUAUUUUAAUACCUCAGGAGUGAAAGUACUAUCAGCCUCAUUUCAAGGAAUGUUUGUAACAAUGUGGUGGAUUAAAAGAAAGCUGAAACUACA